ACUACGAGCACGCGUUCCUCCGCCCGUUCCACCAAAUUAACGCGUCCCCCUCCCCCACUUCACCGAUACCUCAACACCAUGACCAACUUCGAGAACCCCGUCUGUUUUUUCGACGUCGCUCUGGGCGGCGAACUACUCGGCCGCAUCAAAAUGGAGCUCUACCCAAAGAUCGUCCCCAAGACCGCCGAAAACUUCCGACAACUCUGUACCGGCGAGACCAAGGGCCGCGGCGGGAGGCCCCAGGGCUACAAGGGGUGUAAAUUCCAUCGUGUGAUGAAGGACUUCAUGAUCCAGGGCGGCGAUUUCCUGAACGGCGAUGGAACUGGUAGCACUACCAUCUACGGCUCGGACAAGUUUGCGGACGAGAACUUUAUAAUCAAGCACGACCAACCGGGGAUCCUUUCCAUGGCGAACUCCGGCCCAAAUACCAAUGGCUGCCAGUUCUUCAUCACGAGCAAGCCGCAUCCGUUCCUGGAUGGUCAGUACGUCGCAUUCGGAAGGGUCAUUGACGGCAUGGAUGUGGUCAGGAAGAUUGAGAAUGUUCGCUGUAUUCUGGAUAGGCCCACGACGGAUGUGGUGAUUACGCAGUGCGGAGAGAUGUGAGGCGGCGGGGGGCGGGAGAUUAGUACAUAUAUCUGGAUCGCGGCGAUGUGGGGAAUAAUAGGAUAGAGUGGAGUGGGCUCGCCUGCUUCUUAAUUUCGACAGCUCCUCGAUGCAUCAGCUCAAACCGCGAUUCGUAAAAGUACUUACCUCAUAGCAAUUGUAAUCAAUCCUUCGUCUUCAAUGGCCACUUAUUCAC
Molecule: messenger RNA, 799 nt
Organism: Tricharina praecox
Lineage: Eukaryota; Fungi; Ascomycota; Pezizomycetes; Pezizales; Pyronemataceae
Product: cyclophilin-like domain-containing protein
Exons: 6
Coding region: 79-603 (174 amino acids)
Biological process (GO): protein peptidyl-prolyl isomerization; protein folding
Cellular component (GO): intracellular membrane-bounded organelle
Molecular function (GO): peptidyl-prolyl cis-trans isomerase activity
Source: RefSeq, a predicted model, not a curated record